AUGGCGGAUCAGAGCACGCAGCAGUCCAGACCAAACUCCUACCCUUCGCCGCAUUCCUAUCCAUCGCCCUCAAUGCAACCUACCUAUACCUACCCUCCUCCCCAGCUCGGUCAGGCGAAUCCUGAGCCGUACAGAGGCUCGCCGCAGGGCUCGAACAUGUCCCUCCCUCCUCUGAAUCUACCUCCCAUACGCGGUUUGCAGGAUGGCCAGUCGCAACAGCCUCCCCAACCUCAACAUGGCCAACAGCCCAUGGGCUCUCCGUUACCGCCGCCGCCGCAUGGCAUGGCUCAAUACUACCCCCAUGGACACGCCCCGCCGCCAGGCCAAUCGAUGCCAAUGGCUGGAGGACUUCAUCAGAUACGAUAUCCACUGCCUCCUCAGGCCGAUCAACGGAUACUUUCGGGCGGGCGCCACAAGAAGGAGAUCAAGCGUCGCACAAAGACUGGCUGCUUAACCUGUCGGAAAAGGAGAAUAAAGUGCGACGAAGGACAUCCCACUUGUCGCAAUUGCCAGAAGAGCAAGCGCGAAUGUCUUGGCUACGACCCGAUCUUUAAGCAACAACCGGGUCCUGCGACGAUACAGCCAGCUCCCAACGCGGCACCUCACCACUCCCCCGUUCAGGCUUCUGCUCCUCCAUCUACUGCCGCGUACGCUGGACAGGUUCCUCAGGGUUACGCUCCUGCCGCCUCUGCUGGUUACGCGCCGCCACCUGCGAGUGGAUCGGGUCAUCCCCACGAGAAUUUUGGAGGUUCUGCCAUUGAUCCUGCUCUCGCCGCCGAUCCGAACAUGCACGGCGGGCAGGCUCCUUAUAACGGUGCUCAUGCCUUGAAUCCUGUAUUGAGGGGUUUGAAUAGUCCGAAUCAGUAUCCCGGAGGGCCAGAGGCUCCUCUUACGAAAGCAAAACGCAUCAGGAUUAAUGACGUCUUCGCAAUCGCUCACCACCCUCCUCCGGACGUUCCACCUCGCGCUACCCCUAUAACCCCAGAACUCGAUGAAGAGCUAAAAACAAUUUUUGCCAACGAUUACUGCCUUGGCUUGGAUGCGGUCCUCGAAACGAAAUGGUUUUCAACGAACAGCAACGCGCUUACGAAGAUAUUGGCGGACAAGCACCUUCACGAGGAGGCAAUACACUUUGUGGAAACCGUCAAGUACCGCUCUCAAAGUGCAGACAUGGGCAGCAUUUUCAGUCAGGAGGCCCGUUUGAUUUGGCACAUGCUGGGAGUCUGCAAACAAGCGCCUCCAACAACGAAUGGCACGAAUGGCACAACACCUCCCAGUUCCGAGAACGAGGAUGUGUCACUGAAAGAAGUCCGGGCACGUUUCGACAUUCUAGAAGCCCUUUUAACCAAUCAGAACCUGCCAGCAAAUCCAGUCCGACAGAUACCGUACGGACCUGAUAUUCCAGAACUUAAGAAAACGGAGAUUACUUUUUGGGAGGAGUUGGGUAAUUUUGUGGUCAAUGCCGACAACGAGUCUGCUCCCGCUGGAGCUGUUGAAUACGCACUAGGGACCAUGCGCAAUGUUCUAUCAUCAUUAGAGGUGCGCGAUGCGAUCUACUCCAUCGCGAUAGCACGGCACUUGGGCAAUCGCAUUCACGGCUUCCCCAACAGCCUUCCAUCCGUGAUCGACCAGAACCCGGAGAGCGAAAUCAAUAAGCUAACGGUCGCCAUGAGCUUCAUCAGCUAUGAGUGCCGCAACGGUUCUCAGCAGGUGGUUGCACGCAUAUGCGACAUGGCAAUGCUCUCUUGGACAGUCAGCCGAUCUUCAUGA
This is a messenger RNA of Aaosphaeria arxii CBS 175.79, 1770 nucleotides long. RefSeq lists its product as uncharacterized. Lineage: Eukaryota; Fungi; Ascomycota; Dothideomycetes; Pleosporales. The coding region runs from base 1 to 1770 and encodes 589 amino acids. The transcript is spliced from 3 exons. The record is from RefSeq and is a predicted model, not a curated record. Gene Ontology annotation, molecular function: DNA-binding transcription factor activity, RNA polymerase II-specific; zinc ion binding. Gene Ontology annotation, biological process: regulation of DNA-templated transcription.